AUGGAGAUGGAUCCACCACCCAAAAUGCUUGCCUCUCUCACAAUAACCAUACUGAUGAUGAUGAUGGCCACCUCCGUCGCACUUGCGUCGUCGGAUGCAGCGGUGCUCGAAGGACAAGCAAGAGCGCUCCUCGACUGGAAAGCCAGCCUUGACAACCAAAGCCAAAGAGCACUGCACUCUUGGGGCAACACGUCGACGCCCUGCAAUUGGCGUGGCAUCACCUGCGGUACCGGUAUGCACCGGCACCCGCUAGUGAUCAAAGGCAUCUUUCUGCAGGGGAUGCGGCUAAGAGGGGCUCUGGAGUCCCUCAACUUCUCUACCUUGAGGACCUUGACACGCCUCGACCUCUCACACAACCUCCUUGCUGGGAGCAUUCCUCGUAGUAUCGAGGUCCUUGGCGAGCUCCAUGCUCUCCUUCUGCAAGGCAACCAGAUAAGAGGCUCAAUCCCACUAGGUCUAGGAAAUCUCACAAAAUUGCAUUCCUUAAUGCUUCACGAAAAUGAACUUUCCGGUGAAAUACCAAGCCAAAUAGGCAACAUGAGUAGUCUUGUCACCCUCAACUUGUCAAGCAAUCACUUGGUUGGUCAUAUCCCUUGUGAAAUAGGACACAUGAAGCACUUAGUUGCAUUAGAUUUGUCCAGUAAUAAUCUUUUCGGUAAAAUACCAAGCAGCAUAGGUGGUUUGACCGAACUCACUAGCUUGUACCUUUACAGUAACAAACUUUCUGGACAAAUUCCACGAGAACUAGGUUAUCUUCUAAACUUAAAGGACCUGCAACUUGGCAUCAACACGCUCUCAGGUUCCAUUCCACGAAAUUUACAUAAUUUGACCAAGCUUACUGUGUUAAUACUAUGGGGAAACAAACUUUCUGGGUUAAUUCGACAAAAAAUAGAUUACCUUUCAAAUUUACAGUACCUGAGUCUUGGUGAAAACAUACUCUUGGGUUCCAUCCCAAAUAGCAUAGGAAAUUUGACCAAACUCACAACCUUGUCCCUUCGCAACAACCAACUUUCUGGGUUAAUUCCACAAAAAAUAGAUUACCUUUCAAAUUUAGAGUACCUGAGUCUUGGUGAAAACAUACUCUCGGGUUCCAUCCCAAAUAGCAUAGGAAAUUUGACCAAACUCACAACCUUGUCCCUUCGCAACAACCAACUUUCUGGGUUAAUUCCACAAGAAUUGGAGUACCUUGCAAACUUAGAGUACCUAGAUCUUAGUGAAAACAUACUCUGGGGCUCCAUCCCAAAUAGCAUAGUAAAUUUGACCAAACUCACAAUAUUGUACCUUUACAACAACAAACUUUCUGGACACAUCCCUCGAGAACUAGGUCGCCUCGUGAACUUAAAGGAUUUGGAGCUUAGCAUCAACACACUAACUGGUUCCAUCCCAAAUAGCAUAAGAAAUUUGACCAAACUCACAACCUUGUACCUUGACAACAACCAUAUUUCUGGCCACGUCCCUCGAGAACUAGGUCGCCUUGUGAACUUAGAGGUUUUGUAUCUUGGCCCUAACACGCUAACUGGUUCCAUCCCAAAUAGCAUAAAAAAUUUGACCAAACUCAUAGACUUGUACCUUUUCGGCAACCAACUUUCUGGACACAUCCCUCGAGAAUUAGAUUACCUUGAGAAGUUAGAGGAGUUGGAUCUUAGCAACUAACACACUAACGGGUUCCAUCCCAAGUAGCAUAGGAAAUUUGACCAAACUCACAAAUUUGUACCUUAAGAGUAACCAACUUUCUAGCCAAAUUCCACGAGAAGUAGGUUAUUUAGCCAACUUAGACUACUUGAGGCUUAGCUACAACACACUGACAGGCUCCGUCCCAAACAACCUAGGCAAUCUCACAAAAAUCACUGGCUUGUAUCUUGACAAUAAUCAACUUUCCGGCCACAUUCCUCGAGAAUUAGGUUAUUUGGCCAAUUUAGAGUGGUUGUCCCUUAGAAAUAAUUCACUAACAGGUGCCAUCCCAAAUAACCUUGGCAAUCUGACAAAACUUUAUAAAUUGGACUUUGGCCAGAACCAACUUUCUGGGCCAAUUCCAUGAGAAAUUUAAAGUAUUUAGAGCUUACCAACAACACAGUAACACAUUUCGUCACAAACAGCCUAGAGUGUCUUGUAGAAUUAUCUUUCUAGGAAAAAUUCACAAAAAUUAUCUUGUAGGAUUAUCUUUCUAGGACCAAACCCCUGCGCCAGCUCCUCCUCACGGCGAUCGACUCCACCUGCUCCUCUCCUGCACUCGUCCUCGCCGAAAAAAAAAAGAAAAGAAAAAAAGGCCCACACCCUCGCCGCUGGGUCACUCCACACCGGCUCGCUCAGCAGCGACUAGGCUGCCAUCGCCGCGACGUCCGCGCCGGCAGCCCUCGCCCUCACCGCCGUCUUCAACUGCUGGAACGCCCCCAAGCUAAAGCUAUCGCUGUUGUUUGCUCCCUGUACUUGUCCUAAACUGGAGUCCCUACAGAAAGCUACGGAGAGCAGUGAAUUAGCGAGGAGGAGAUGAGAUUGCCUAAAGUUCCCAGGGUAUGAAUUAAUUAAUGAACCAUUGCGCACGGUGUCGUUACUUACGUUGAGUAAUACGGAGUAGAUUUCAGAAGAAUCUUGAAUAAAUAGCCACUCAAUUUUGUAGUACAUUUUUUCCUGCCUGAAUGUUUAUCAUCCUUACUCUUGCUAGGGAACUGAACAGGUGACUUUGGCGGGAAUCAAAUGGCCACAAGGGGGCGUGCACUUUCAGUAAUAACAGAUGCAUUUGAGAUGCACGGUGCUGUUGAAAUUGAUA
Molecule: messenger RNA, 2767 nt
Organism: Triticum aestivum (bread wheat)
Lineage: Eukaryota; Viridiplantae; Streptophyta; Magnoliopsida; Poales; Poaceae
Product: probable leucine-rich repeat receptor-like protein kinase At1g35710
Exons: 1
Coding region: 1-1653 (550 amino acids)
Molecular function (GO): protein binding
Source: RefSeq, a predicted model, not a curated record